Messenger RNA from Daldinia vernicosa, 1944 nucleotides. RefSeq lists its product as uncharacterized. The transcript is spliced from 4 exons. The coding region runs from base 429 to 1298 and encodes 289 amino acids. NCBI's taxonomy places the organism in Eukaryota, Fungi, Ascomycota, Sordariomycetes, Xylariales, Hypoxylaceae. The record is from RefSeq and is a predicted model, not a curated record. Gene Ontology annotation, molecular function: protein binding.
UUACGUGUUUGCCUGAAAGAUAGGACGUACAGCGCCAUGCAUCCUCACAUUACAGUUUGACAUGGGUCUGUCGCUAUAUAAGGAGGGCACCGCCCGACAAUUCUUUUCCAUUCAACCCUUCUGCAACAUUGGAGCCUCGGGCAGGUAAGGUAAGGCCAUUUUUAUCAUUUGAUCAUCUCAUCGUGUCGUCUUUUUUAUUUUCUCAAGUCAUUUUUUCUCAUCUUCGCAACUACCUACUGCAUUCCAUCAUCCGACCUGCAUCGCCUUAAUUACCUAAAUCUAUCAGCUGGAUUUCGGUGAUCCAAACGCGGUCGGUUGAUACGAUAUUGAGGGGAUUAUUUCCUUCGGUCGGAAACUUAAGAUAAAUUAAUAAGAAGAAGAGGUCAUUCAUUCAUUCAUUCAUUCAUUCAUUCAUUCAUCUAUUCAAAAUGUUCGGUCGACGGUUCGAGCCAGCCGCGAAUAAGAGUUUCUCCAAGACUCAAAAGGUCAACAAGUCUAGUUCGUCUUUUAGUAAAAGUAGCGGAGUCUCUAAGAGUCGACAUGAACCUCGUCAACAUCGCCGCCCAGCGACUGCGACAUCUUCAAAUGUACCUAUGGAAACAGCCCUCUCACCAACUGGCACGUUAACCCCUUCCAUCGUCACUCUGGUCAUCGGGAGUGACCAACGCAUCUUCGCCGCCCACGAAGAUGUCCUCCGCGCUUCGUCGUGGUUCCAGCAGGCCUUAUCGAACCAGUACAUGGAAGGCCAGAGCUCCAAACGCAUACAUCUUCCAGACGAGGAGCCCGAGAUCUUCUCGUCCAUCCUAGAAUACCUGUACAAAGGCGACUACUACCCUCGUCUAAUCCAUAACAAGCGUCGGAACUCGUGGGAGAUCGAGCAGAUUGAAGAUGACGAUCGUGGCUCGAAAGAGUCAACCGUCUACCACCGCGGCGUUGAUGGCGACAUUCUUAAGGACACCGUCAUUUAUUGCACAGCCGACAAGUACGGCCUUGAGGAACUAAAGCGAGUCGCCCUACGCAAACAGGGUCUUCAGUCCGGUAUUCAGUGCAGCACCAUCCUCGCAUCGGCGCGUUACGCGUAUGCCAACACACCAGACUCCGACUCCAAGUUGCGAGCGCACUACCUCGCUCUCAUCAUCCGGAGCCGUAGCACCUUCAAACGAAGCGGCACCAUGCAGCUGGAGAUGUUUAACGGCGGCACACAGCUCUUCUUCGACCUUUUCGUCGCCUUAUGCAACCACGUAGACGACAUUUCUAGCACUCAAAACACACCCCGAAGCAACCGCCACUUCUUCUAAUAUGCUUCGUCGUGGUCGUCAUAAUCUCUCCAUCUCAUCGUCCUUUCUUAUUACCAAUCUCAUCCCACCGGGAAUUCAUCAUAUCAAAACAACCUAAUGAUCAACGCCUUCAUAUCCUUUUUCUACUUCUCUACUACUACAUUCCGAAAGAUUCGGGGGUUUCGGUUCGGGACACAACAGCGACAAAUACCAUAUUAGCGGCGUUCGGGAUUUUCACAGUGGAUAUCAUCAUCAUGCUUUCUUUCUCAUUUUUCCCGUCGAACUCUUGUAUCAUUAUAAUCCUCGCAACAAAUUGGCGCGGCAGCGAGGAUAUCAGAGAAUUACACCAUGGUGGAUUUAUGGCUACGAAGUAAAAUGCCGGAGAAAGAAAAAAAAGUUACGAGUUCUACAGGUUAUCAGUGUACGAAGGAAACCGGCAGCGCCUUUCAGCGGGGAAAGGCUGAAUAACGAGGAGAUGGGUACGAAGAAAAAUGGAAUCGGCCUAUGUAGGUCAGUUGUUGGAAAUUCGCUUGGAGGAAGCCUUAUGAAUAUCUCUUGUAUUAUUACGUUCUAGACUAUCUUUGAUAAGCAGCUCGCUGCUUUCUGCCCCUGGUACUAUUUAUUUCCGAGAUAUCACGCCGGGGGCUCCUAGGAGAUAAAGCACGCA